Molecule: messenger RNA, 911 nt
Organism: Hydra vulgaris (swiftwater hydra)
Lineage: Eukaryota; Metazoa; Cnidaria; Hydrozoa; Anthoathecata; Hydridae
Source: RefSeq, a predicted model, not a curated record
AUGUAAAAUACAGAUAAAACCUUGAAUAAAGUUGCAGCAAAAUAAUUGUGUUACAAGUCAAUGUUUAAUAAAUUGGAACAAAACUCAUUUCAAAAAUUUAAACUAAACUUAGAAAUCUUUAAAAUUCAAUGUCAUAUUUUUUUAAAAUGAAUUACGAUAAAAAAGUAUUCGUUUUAUCAGCAGUCGAAAUUGUUUUAGGCAGCAUCAUGAUUGUAGUUUUUGUAUUGGUAGACAGGAGUAGAAAAGUAAACGAAGAAGAGAAUUAUUUAUACAUAAUUGCUUUCUUACCUGGAAUUGGUGGGAUCAUUUGCGGAUUAUUUAAUCCACUUGUUAAAGACUUUAGUCGAGGAUGCCGAAGAUGUUUAAUAAAAUGGAGAUGUACACCCCGAUACAAUAUGUUUACAUUUGUUGUUUAUAACUUAAUUUUUCUUGGAAUAUACAUCUAUAUUAUACAAUAUAAGAUUCAUUAUUGGCUGCAAGUUAAUACUAAAACUUGUCAGAUUGAUAAAGUUGAAACAAAUUGUGUCUGCUGGAUUAACAAUACAACAUACAUCAUUCAAGGCGCUGGCAAUUGUUCUACAUUAUCUUCAUUAAAAUCAAAGUUCUUUGGACUACAAACCUUUUACUUUAUUCAAGUAUUGCUAUUUAUAGCUUCAACUGUUGUUGGGAUUAGUGCUUUGUGUAGCUCAGAAUAUCCGUAUAUGGAAUUGGAACCAGAACCCACUGAAACCUAUAUCGCAAUACCAGAACAAACAUUUUGGAAUCUUUUUAAUUCAGCCGAAGCUGCUCAAAAAAAUACGACUACAGUUUCUCAAUAUGCGUGAGCACCAAGAUAUUUAUGCUGCAAAUCUAAAUAAGUUUUAAAAAACUCUUAGCAUUAUCUUUUUUGACAAAACGAGUUUAACAAUUAA